AUGCCCAUGACUGGAGGACCUGGUAUUCCCGCUUACAACUGGGACCCACCUGGCCAAUACACAGGGGGUGCGGAUAGAGGGCACAACAUCUCACCGGUGCUGGGAGGCCCUGUGUCAAUAACUGCCACCAGACUUGGAACCCAUCUUGUAACGAGUGACAAUCAGGAAGAACUAAGGUCCAGAGGAGGGAGAGAUGGGGUGACUCACCCUGGCUUCUCUAUAUGUCUCUCAACAACAAAUGUGAAGAUGAUACCUGUCAUUGGACAGGGAGGAAAAAUUAGACACUAUGUGUCCAUUGUCAGAGUGUGCAAUGGCAACAAUAAGGGUGAGAAAAUAGCUGAAUGUGUUCAGUCUGACACUCAUACAGAUAAUCAGUCAGGCAAACAUAACAACAGGAGAAAAAGCUCACUAGAUGUCAGAACUGCUGCCUCUCCAACAAGCAAAGUUUCCAGCCAGAGACGACGCUCCUCCGUGGCCCGGAUACAUUCCAUGUAGAUCGAGGCGCCCAUCACCAAGGCAGCAAUCGAUAUCAUCAGUGCUGCCCAGAAAAGCAGUCCCAUGCCUGUGACAGAAGCCUUAGAUUGUGUGCUGGAAAUUCUAAGAACCACUGAAUUAUAUUCAGCACAAUUCGAUGCUAAGGACGAUGAUCCUCAUGCCAUUGACCUCGUUGGGGGCUCAAUGUACGUUGUUUUGCAAAGACCAUCCAGGAAUGAGUAUGUUCUUUCAACAAAAAACCCAACUCGGGCCAUGGAAAAUGAGGAAUCCUGGGACUUUGAUAUUUUUGAACUGGAGGCUGCCACUGAUAAAAGGCCUUUGAUUUAUCUUGGUCUCAAAAUAUUUGCUCGCUUUGGAGUCUGUGAAGUCUUGAAAUGCUCUGAGACAACGCUGAGAUCGUGGCUGCAAAUUAUCGAAGCCAAUUAUCAUGCUUCUAACCCCUACCACAAUUCUACACAUUCUGCCCAUGUGCUUCUUCACGCCACUGCCUAUUUUCUCUGCAAAGAGAGGAUAAAGCAAACUUUAGAUCCACUUGAUGAGGUCGCUGCCCUCAUUGCAGCCACUGUCCAUGACCUGGACCACCCCAGGAGAACCAACUCCUUCCUGUGCAAUGCUGGGAGUGAGCUGGCCAUUCUGUAUAAUGACACUGCUGUGCUCGAGAGCCACCACUCGGCCUUGGCCUUCCAGCUGACCACUCCUGAUGAUAAAUGCAACAUCUUUAAAAACAUGGAGACGGAUGACUACUGGACACUGCGCCAAAUUAUUAUCGACAUGCUCUUAGCCACAGAAAUGACAAAGCACUUUGAGCACAUCAACAAAUUUGUCAAUAGCAUCAACAAGCCCUUGGCAGCAUUAGAGGAAGAUGGGGAAACUGAUAAAAAUCAAGAAGCCAUAAUCACUAUGCUCAGAGCUCCAGACCACGGCACUCUGAUCAAACGAAUGCUGACUAAGUGUGCUGAUGUGUCCAAUCCCUGCCGACCCCUGGAGCAGUGCACUGAGUGGGCCGCACGUAUCUCAGAAGAAUGUUUUUCUCAGACUGAUGAAGAGAAGUGACAGGACUUGCCUGUGGUGAUGCCAGUUUUUGACAGAAAUACCUGCAGCAUCCCCAAAUC
This is a messenger RNA of Physeter macrocephalus (sperm whale), 1607 nucleotides long. Its product is annotated as high affinity cAMP-specific and IBMX-insensitive 3',5'-cyclic phosphodiesterase 8A-like. Lineage: Eukaryota; Metazoa; Chordata; Mammalia; Artiodactyla; Physeteridae. Gene Ontology annotation, molecular function: 3',5'-cyclic-AMP phosphodiesterase activity. The record is from RefSeq and is a predicted model, not a curated record. Gene Ontology annotation, biological process: positive regulation of ERK1 and ERK2 cascade; cellular response to epidermal growth factor stimulus; signal transduction.